This is a messenger RNA of Triticum aestivum (bread wheat), 1437 nucleotides long. Its product is annotated as phosphomannomutase-like. The transcript has 9 exons. Gene Ontology annotation, cellular component: cytosol. Gene Ontology annotation, biological process: mannose metabolic process; GDP-mannose biosynthetic process; protein N-linked glycosylation. Gene Ontology annotation, molecular function: phosphomannomutase activity. The record is from RefSeq and is a predicted model, not a curated record. Bases 344 to 1192 code for a protein of 282 amino acids. Lineage: Eukaryota; Viridiplantae; Streptophyta; Magnoliopsida; Poales; Poaceae.
AACUCUGCGCGCAGUGCGCCACUCCGCGACCGCCACGUCGCCGGAAGCACGUCGAGGCGGCUGACGUGGCGCCCGGUCGUCGGCCCGCGCCGACCCGCGUGGGACGACGUCAUCCCCGUCGUCGCCGUUGCCGCCUCGUGGCCUCGUGGGGGAGCGAGAAGAGAUAGAGGAGCAGCCCCGGCGCAUCUGGAUCCGCGCCGCAAAGCUGACUUCUUUCUCCGCCGCACGCAUCCUCCUCCCGGCGACCACCCCGGGGGCGCUAUAUCACGCGGCCGCCGCGAGGAGGAGCGCCCCGUCCCUUCUUCUUCUUCUUCGUAGCAGCAGCUUCAGCAGCAGGAGGAAGAUGGCGGCGGCGGCGGCGAGGAAGAACGCCGGUGUGCUCGCGCUCUUCGACGUCGACGGCACACUCACCGCGGCCCGCAAGGAGGUGACGCCCGAGAUGCUCGAGUUCAUGAAGCGCCUGCGCGAGAAUGUGACCGUCGGCGUGGUGGGGGGAUCCGAUCUGGUCAAGAUCUCCGAGCAGCUCGGCAAAUCAGUCAUCACCGACUAUGACUACGUCUUCUCCGAGAACGGCCUGGUCGCGCACAAGGACGGCAAGCUCAUCGGGACGCAAAGCUUGAAAACGUAUCUUGGAGAUGACCAGCUUAAGGUGAGCCUGUGUUGUGUGACGUUUUUUUUUCUCGUACUGCUGUUGAAGAUGAGUUUUGAGGCCUUGGUAGUGAUGUUUAUGUGUUCUUUGCAGGAAUUCAUUAACUUCACUCUUCAUUACAUUGCGGACUUGGAUAUCCCAAUUAAAAGGGGUACAUUCAUAGAGUUCAGGAGUGGAAUGAUCAAUGUGUCACCUAUAGGGAGGAACUGUAGUCAACAAGAACGUGAUGAUUUUGAGAAGUAUGAUAAGGUACAUAACGUUCGGCCUAAAAUGGUCUCAGUGCUUCGUGAAAAGUUUGCACACCUGAACCUGACUUUUUCUAUUGGAGGGCAGAUCAGUUUUGAUGUAUUCCCACAAGGCUGGGACAAAACCUACUGCUUGAGAUAUCUGGAAGAAUUCAAGGAAAUCCAUUUCUUUGGGGACAAAACCUACAAGGGUGGCAAUGAUCAUGAGAUAUUUGAAUCUGACAGAACAGUUGGUCAUACAGUUACCAGCCCCAAUGACACCGUGCAGCAGUGCAAAUCCAUCUUCCUGUCGGAGUGAUCGCCAGAUUACCGUGCCGUUUACAUUCAUUUGUUCACCUGCACCCCUCGAACACUUGCGUCUCGGAAUAAUUCCUCUAUAGAUCUCCCUUUGAACUCAGUACGUUUUUUGCUUUCCUCCCCGUUGGGAGUAGUUUAUCGCUAUUGUUGUUGUAAACAGAACUGUAUUGGUAUACAUACAUUCACAAACAGCGGAUUUUGUAUACGCGCAUUUGGCGCAAAUGUAUGAGGGCAUAUUUGAUCUAA